Messenger RNA from Caenorhabditis briggsae, 720 nucleotides. NCBI's taxonomy places the organism in Eukaryota, Metazoa, Nematoda, Chromadorea, Rhabditida, Rhabditidae. The transcript has 7 exons. The coding region runs from base 1 to 720 and encodes 239 amino acids. The record is from RefSeq and is a predicted model, not a curated record.
AUGGAAUACGAAUCCAUAUUUCCAUUAAGUCUAACUUCUCGAAAUCUCUUGAGAAUCUUAAGGCAGACACGUUGGAAACCAAUCGAAGUUACAUUUGUCUUCGAUUCGAGAAAGUUUCAGAUAUAUUUUGGAGAUUCGUCUGCCGAAAAUCUGAAAUUCUUUAGGUAUUUUCAGUAUCUAUUCAACCAAAACUUUGGGCUGAACUCUUCUGUCAGUUACGACCAAGGAUCCGACAUUUUCUCUACCAUCCAAGACUAUUUGAAUAGCAAUGUGAGACAGCUCAACAAAGUUUGCAAAGCUCGUACCAACUUCUAUCACUGCUUGGGACAGUCCUAUUACUCUUGUAUGAAUCUUCACACUCGUUUGGAAAGUAACAACACUGAUUCGUCGGACGGAUUUGACUACAUCAGAACAUUCCGUGGACUUGAGUGGGCUUGUGGAGGAGGAUUCCGUGAAGUGAUGAACCAAUGGAAUUGUCUUGAAAGCCUUCCAACUACGAAUGCCUAUCAAAACUGCAUGUCGUCAUUCAAACAAACAGUGUCAACGAACAACUUCUGCCCAUCCAUCCAACAAGCUGGAGAUUGUCUGAACAGAGUCUAUCGUAAUGGAUGUGACAAUUUGGAAGCCGGACAUUAUGGAUGUGAGAGCUUCCGUUACACUUUCUACAAAGCUUGUCCAGGACUUCAAUGUUCUAUGGGAAAUAACACUUUGAUUGCUUGA